CUCUCUGCGUUCACCUGAGGGAUGUUUUGUCUUCCGAGGCGUUUUGUUCUCUGGCCGAUCAGGAUCCGAGGCGUUCAUGAGAACGUUCCGCCAGGAUGGACAGGAUACGUAUGUGGCUCAGGAGGUAGAGCGGUGUCGGCUGGUAACCGCAAGGUCGCUAGUUCGAUCCCCGGCUCCUCCUAGACUGUCGAGGUGUCCCUGAGCAAGACACCUCACCCUGACUGCUCCCGACGAGCUGGCUGUCGCCCUGCAUGGACAUGAAUGGGUGAAUGUUAGGCAAUAUUGUAAAGAGUUUGAGGAGCCACUGGUUACAAAACAGUGCAAUAUAAAUUCUGUCUAUUUGCCAACACAAGAGUCCUUUUAAAUUGUAUUUUCUCACCACUCUUUCCGUAGUCGCUGUUUUUUGUCCUCUUUUUUCCAUUACCGGGUAAUUGAAUUUCCUCUGUCCAAUAGUAUCUGCCUUACAUCGCUCCACUGGUUUCUCUACUAAACCCGAGUACGUUUGAAUAAAAUACUCAGUGUUUACCGGCAAAUCAAAUCUGCUUUUAUAAUCUCGUUCUCCCAAUUCCUGCCUGAGGAUGUUUAUGCUUUCACAUAUUUUACUGAACAGGAGCUCACUCUGUUGUUCUCUGCGCUAAUGUGCAAUGUGCAUCGGUACUUGCACUCUGCACUGUGCUCUCUGCGCCUUAGAGAUUAUGUAAAAAAAAACAUGAUGCAUUUAUUUAGCAUUUCUCUACAGGAACAAACAUGCUCUGUGCACUCUGCACUGCACUGCGCAGCAAUUCUGUGAUUAACCUGCUGCUGGCCACGCCCCCUUACUAUGCUCCUCGCCCUGGCGCAGGCGGACGACAUCGGGCAGUCGCCGACCGUGCCCGCCACCGACAGUGACAAGGUGGACCUGGAGGCGUUCAGCGAGUUCACCAAGAUCAUCACCCCCGCCAUCACCCGCGUGGUGGACUUUGCCAAAAAACUGCCCAUGUUCUCAGAGCUGCCCUGCGAGGACCAGAUCAUCCUGCUGAAGGGCUGCUGCAUGGAGAUCAUGUCGCUGCGCGCCGCCGUGCGCUACGACCCCGAGAGCGAGACGCUGACGCUCAGCGGCGAGAUGGCGGUGAAGCGCGAGCAGCUGAAGAACGGCGGGCUGGGCGUGGUGUCGGACGCCAUCUUCGACCUGGGCAAGAGCCUGGCGCAGUUCAACCUGGACGACACGGAGGUGGCGCUGCUGCAGGCCGUGCUGCUCAUGAGCUCAGACCGCUCGGCGUUGACCUCCGUGGACAAGAUCGAGAAGUGCCAGGAGACGUACCUGCUGGCCUUCGAGCACUACAUCAACUACCGCAAGCACAACAUUCCCCACUUCUGGCCCAAGCUGCUGAUGAAGGUCACGGACCUGCGCAUGAUCGGCGCCUGCCACGCCAGCCGCUUCCUCCACAUGAAGGUGGAGUGUCCCAACGAGCUCUUCCCCCCGCUCUUCCUGGAGGUCUUCGAGGACCAGGAGGUGUGACCGGGCGGCGGCGGCGGCGGCGGCGGCGGCGGCGGCGGCGGGGGGGGGGGUGUCCCGGGAGCCGGCGGAGCAGCUGGAGGGGUUUUCUAAAGGAGGAACCGAGAGCCGAACUUUCUUUUUCCAUUUCACGUUCUAUCAGGAGUUAGGGCGGCACGGACGAACAGCGAAACACACCAGCAGCCAGAGUGCCCCGACACACACACACACACACACACACACACACACACACACACACACACACACACACACACACACACACACACACACACACACAAACCUCUCUCUGUUUGUUUUGUUUUGUUUUUGGAAACGCGCACACAGACGCGCGCGUACAUAUACACACACUCCUCCACCCGUCGAUCCGGCUUCCCGUUAGCCCCCGUUACCCCCGGUGAGGGGCCUCUGUAGGUGGCCCAUCUACGGGUCACUCCUGUAGAGACCCUGCGUUAGGGACCCCUCUUAGGGGCCCCGUGUCUUAUCUGGUGAUCGCAGCCAUUUGCCAAGACGCACACGUCUACAAACACACACACACGCACACACGCAAUGUCACAGGUGCGAACAAACACGCAUAGCUGCAACAUUUCGACUCUAGCAGGGGGGGGUUUCCCUGCAUGGAGUUAUGGGGGGUUAA
Gadus macrocephalus (Pacific cod) is the source of this 2129-nucleotide messenger RNA. Its product is annotated as thyroid hormone receptor alpha. Gene Ontology annotation, biological process: cell differentiation; negative regulation of transcription by RNA polymerase II; retinoic acid receptor signaling pathway. NCBI's taxonomy places the organism in Eukaryota, Metazoa, Chordata, Actinopteri, Gadiformes, Gadidae. Bases 821 to 1498 code for a protein of 225 amino acids. The transcript has 3 exons. Gene Ontology annotation, molecular function: RNA polymerase II cis-regulatory region sequence-specific DNA binding; nuclear receptor activity. The record is from RefSeq and is a predicted model, not a curated record.